This is a messenger RNA of Orycteropus afer afer, 453 nucleotides long. It is a transcript of the gene NMS, whose product is annotated as neuromedin S. Bases 1 to 453 code for a protein of 150 amino acids. The record is from RefSeq and is a predicted model, not a curated record. NCBI's taxonomy places the organism in Eukaryota, Metazoa, Chordata, Mammalia, Tubulidentata, Orycteropodidae. The transcript has 9 exons.
AUGAAACAUUUUCUUCCCCAAUUCCCUUCUGUCUUGGCCCUCUACUGCUUCUGCAUGCUACAGAUUACUUCCUCAGGAUUUCCUCAACCUUUAGCUGAUCCUCCAGAUGGCUUGGAUAUUGUGCAGCUUGAGCAACUGGCAUAUUGUCUGAGUCAGUGGGCAACUAUUUCUAGCCAACCUAAGGUUAAUCAGGAUGUACACAAACGGUUUUUAUUUCACUACUCCAGAUCUCAGGAGCCACGACAUCCAGUUAAACCUGGGAUUCCUCCUGUGCAUCCUUUAAUGCGCCUGGCUGCAAAGCUCGCCAACCGAAGGAUGAAAAGAUUUCUGCUGAGAGAUUCAGGGCCUGCUGCAACAGACUUUACCAAGAAGGAUUACACUGCCACCUUGGGACGACCAUUUUUCCUUUUCAGGCCAAGAAAUGGAAGGAACACUGAAGAGAAUGUUCAGUAG